Messenger RNA from Sorghum bicolor (sorghum), 2704 nucleotides. RefSeq names its product cyclic nucleotide-gated ion channel 17. Gene Ontology annotation, biological process: transmembrane transport; potassium ion transport. Gene Ontology annotation, cellular component: membrane. Lineage: Eukaryota; Viridiplantae; Streptophyta; Magnoliopsida; Poales; Poaceae. The record is from RefSeq and is a predicted model, not a curated record. Gene Ontology annotation, molecular function: voltage-gated potassium channel activity. The coding region runs from base 209 to 2251 and encodes 680 amino acids. The transcript has 7 exons.
CCCCCCCCCCCCCCCCUGUUCUCAUUUCCUCGAACUCCGAGCGGGCGGCUGCGAUUCCCAGCGUCCGAGCACCACGCCUCCGGUCUCCUCCGCGGCGAAGGACCGGCCUUGGGCUGCUACGGCGCCGGAUGAGCGAGCAAGGGGCAAGGCUGUUUCUUGGGCGAGCUGCCUGUCAGUGUAGCGGCGGAGUAGUAGAGGGGCGGGCCCCAUGAGGUUCGGCUCCGGGAGGGUGGAGGACGAGAUGGCGCUCACGAGGCAGAGGACUGUGAGAUUCCAUGAUGAGAGGCCAAAGGCAACCAUACCCAUUCACCAGAAGCAGCAUGGGCUGGCUGUUAGCAGGCUCGGUUUGGGAAGUUCAGGGAAAAACAAGGUCUUUGUGGCAGGAGAUGACUUGUGGUACAACAAGAUUAUUGACCCGUCAAGUGACUUCAUCUUGAUAUGGAUAUACGUCUUCCGUGUCUCAUGCUUCAUUGCUCUGUUCAUGGACCCUCUGUAUUUCUAUGUGCCUGAAAUCGAUUACAAGCAAACCAAUCAUUGUGUCAGGAAGGAUACACGCCUAGCCAUCAUCGUUACUGUAUUCCGAUCAAUUGUCGACCUCUUUUAUGUCAUCCAGAUGAUAAUUAAGUUCAGGACUGCAUACCUUAAUCCAAGCUCAAACUUAGGGGUCUUUGGUCGAGGAGAUCUCAUCACAGAUCCUAAGGAAAUCGCAAAGCAGUACUUGAGAUCUGACUUUGCAGUUGAUUUGGUGGCUUCUUUGCCUUUACCACAGAUCAUUGUUUGGUCUGUGAUACCAGCUAUCAAAUAUUCUUCGUCUGAGCAUGGCAAUGACAUGCUGCUUCUGGUUGCCCUUUUCCAGUAUAUCCUAAGAUUAUACCUCAUCUUUUCCUUGAAUGAUAAAAUAGUCAAAAUUACUGGAGUUUUUGCAAAGACUGCUUGGCAAGGAGCUGCAUACAAUCUGCUGUUAUACAUGAUUGCUAGCCAUGUUUUAGGAGCGCUGUGGUACCUUCUAUCUGUUGAUCGCCAGGUCGCAUGCUGGAAAAGUUUUUGCAAUGAAACUGAUUGCCACACUCGGUAUCUGUAUUGUGAUGUAAAACCAGAUUCAAGUUGGAAUGGGACCGUAGUCUUUUCUAGUUGUGAUGCUAAGAACACUACCAAAUUUGACUUUGGUAUGUUCGAGCCAUUGUUAUCAAACAAAACUCCUAAUGAGAGCUUCCUGAAGAAGUAUAUCUAUUGCCUUUGGUGGGGCUUGCAGAAUCUAAGUUGCUAUGGCCAGACAUUGAGUGUGAGCACCUUUAUUGGUGAGACACUGUAUGCUAUACUCUUGGCAGUGGUUGGUCUAGUCUUGUUUGCGCAUCUGAUUGGAAAAGUUCAGACCUACCUGCAAUCAAUCACCGCUAGGGUUGAGGAGUGGAGGCUAAAACAGAGAGAUACUGAGGAGUGGAUGAGACAUAGGCAACUGCCCCAUGACCUACGGGAAAGAGUGAGAAGAUUUGUUCAUUACAAGUGGCUCGCAACUCGAGGUGUGGACGAAGAAUCUAUAUUGAAUGCCCUACCUACAGAUCUUUGCCGUGACAUCAAGCGACACCUUUGCCUGGAUCUCGUUCGUAGGGUCCCAUUUUUCUCCCAGAUGGACGAUCAACUUCUAGACGCCAUAUGUGAGCGUCUUGUAUCUUCCUUGAGCACAGAGGGCACAUAUAUUGUCCGUGAAGGCGAUCCAGUGACUGAGAUGCUGUUCAUCAUUCGUGGUAAACUGGAAAGCUCCACCACAGAUGGUGGACGGACAGGUUUCUUCAAUUCAAUCACCCUCAAACCUGGUGAUUUCUGUGGCGAAGAGCUCCUCGGAUGGGCUCUCGUUCCCAAGCCUACCGUCAACCUGCCAUUAUCCACACGGACAGUGAGGGCGAUUGUCGAAGUUGAGGCAUUUGCUCUCCAAGCUGAUGAUCUCAAGUUCGUCGCCAGCCAAUUCAGGCGCCUCCACAGCAGGAAGCUGCAGCACACGUUCCGAUACUACUCUCACCACUGGAGGACCUGGGCCGCGUGCUUCAUCCAGCAUGCUUGGCGCCGCCAGAAAAGGAGGAAGAUGGCCAAGGACCUGAGUAUGAGGGAGUCGUUCUCCUCCAUGAGAUCAUUCGAAGGCGACAACUCCCCUGAACAGAAUCAAGCACUUAGGAGAGGAGCCAGCAUCAUCAGAGAGCUACCUAAGUUCAGGAAACCAUCGGAGCCGGAUUUCUCAGCAGAGCAUGAUGACUGACUCAGGGAGAACUGUAUAGCUGAUGCAUUAUUUGUUAUAAGGCAAGAUUGCUGCUUCUGUUGCAAACAAACCCUGAUAGCCACUGGUCCCCUGCAAACAAGCAUUGGUUUCAGGCUGGCUGGUGACUGGUUGUGGAUAAUAGUGCUUGAUAUUGUGGGCUAACCUAUUGUAGUGCAUUUUCACGAGGUGUGCAACCACCGGUUGUUCAUACUGUACAUACAUAUGUAGUUGUGCUUGUGGCAUUGUAUUGUAGGGAUAGGGAUCUCACCUUAGAUUAGAUGAUUGCUUGUAUCGGCUGGCCGAGCAGAUUUUACUUCCCCGGCCAGGGCUCUACCAUUCUUAUUUCUUCCAAGUGUGUAAAUUGCAGCAGGAUGUACUGUUACCUGUUUCUCUUACAUCGGUUUGGUUAUUGAUUCUGUGAAAUUUGUGGUCUGAUUACCAAGACUUUGAUCA